Molecule: messenger RNA, 639 nt
Organism: Seminavis robusta
Lineage: Eukaryota; Bacillariophyta; Bacillariophyceae; Naviculales; Naviculaceae
Source: the annotation of a GenBank genome assembly
AUGACUUCAAGAUCGGGUCUCAAAAAUUCGGUUCAUGUUCAAUAUCAUCCCAACGUUCAGGUUCUUGUGUCAUUGGUUCAUCUACAACACAUUAGCAACACUCUUCGAAUGGCCAUCCAGCAAGUCACAACUGAGUUUGUCCACAUUAUGGAACACGAUUUUCCCUUUACCAGGGAGAUUGAUCACCAGCUACUGGUCAACGCCCUUCGAGAUGUCCCAGAACUACGGAUCAUUCGAUUCAGCAUGCGCCUGAAUGGUGCUCCACAAAAUCGAGUCGGAAUAGCUGGUUUAGCCGGUUGUGCCCACAACCUUACAUAUGAUGGCAUGUACUUUCACUUGGCUAUGUGGUCCAACAACAACCACUUUACCACCAGGGCAUACUACGAAUGGCUCCUAGAGGAGAUUGGUCCUGUCCCCCAUGCCCCCAAAGCCCCAAUAAUGACGCAUCAAACCAAGAACUGCACCUUGUAUGGGCAAUACAUGUAUGGGCCCCCAACUGAAGGAUGGCACUUGUAUCAUAUUGAUGGAAAGUCCGAAUCGUACAAACGGACUUUUAGGUUCAAUAAUCACAAGAGAUGCCCCAAAUCCACGGCCGACGUACCAUCGUCCGUGUUGCCAUGGGUCCGGUGUCCAAUAUAA